Molecule: messenger RNA, 1750 nt
Organism: Lactuca saligna
Lineage: Eukaryota; Viridiplantae; Streptophyta; Magnoliopsida; Asterales; Asteraceae
Source: the annotation of a GenBank genome assembly
UAUACAUAACAAAACAACCAUGACCGUGGUAGGAGGAGCGUUCCCAUUAUCUCUCAUCCUCUUCGCCACUAUCAUUCUCCACCACCACACUGCGGCGCUUCCACUCUCAGUCAACUCACGAUGGAUCAUCGACGAUCAAAACGGUGGUGAGAGGGUGAAGUUGUCAUGCAUCAACUGGGUGAGCCACCUUGAAUCGGCGGUCGUGGAAGGGUUGAGCAAACAGCCGGUUGAUGUGAUCUCGAAGAAAAUUUUGGCGAUGGGAUUCAAUUGUGUGAGACUCACGUAUCCAUUGUUCUUAUUUACAAACGAUACACUGGCUUCGACGACUGUGAGAAAGUCGCUGACAAAGCUAGGGUUGCCGGCAUCCGUCGCCGGAGUUCAAGUCAACAACCCAUCCAUCGUUGACCUUUCCCUCAUCAAUGCUUUUGUGAAAGUGGUUUCAAACCUCAACAAGAACAACAUUAUGAUAAUAUUAGACAAUCACAUAAGCAAACCUGGAUGGUGUUGUAAUGAUAAUGAUGGUAAUGGCUUCUUCGGCGACCUCUACUUUGACCCUGAAGUGUGGGUCAAAGGUAUUAAACGAGUUGCCACCAUUUUUAAAGGGUAUACCAAUGUGGUCGGUAUGAGCUUGAGGAAUGAACUUCGUGGGUAUAGACAAAACAUCGAAACAUGGUACAGGUACAUGCAAAAAGGUGCGGAAGGGGUACAUUCAGCAAACCCUAAUGUAUUAGUCAUUCUCUCGGGUCUAAGCUAUGACCAAGACUUAUCCUUUCUUCGUGACCAACAUGUAACCUUAUCAUUUACUAAAAAAUUGGUUUUUGAGGUUCAUUGGUAUGGUUUUUCAGACGGUGAUGAUUGGAUUACUGGUAACGCAAACCAAGUAUGUGGUCGAAUCACCGACAAAAUGACAAAUCAAGCAGGGUUUUUACUAGACCAGGGUCACCCUUUGUUUGUAAGUUGGGUGGCUGAACUUGACCUUGAUUGGGCAUUAUGGACUCUUGUUGGGAGUUACUAUUUAAGGGAGGGUGUGGUUGGAAUGGAGGAGCUUUAUGGUGUUUUGGAUUCAAAUUGGUAUGAACCGAGAAAUUUAAGUUUCUUGAAGAAAAUUUCACCUAUUCAAUCUUCGUUUCAAGCACCUGAUGGUUUAUUAGGCGUCGAACAACAUAAAAUCAUCUUCCAUCCAUGUACUGGGCUUUGUAUACAAACCCACUCUAUGAAGUUGGGUCCGUGUUCCAAUGCACAGGCAUGGGAGUACACCCUACAAAACAUGUUGAUUGUGAAGGGUACAAAUUAUUGCCUACAAGCAAAUGGUGUGGAUAUGCAAGUGAAAUUAGGCAUAAUGUGUACAAAUAUCUCUUCAAAAUGGGAGGCCAUUUCAGCCUCUAAAAUGCACCUUUCAUCAAAGAUUAAUAAUGGGAUUAUGGUUUGUCUUGAUAUAGACUAUGAAAACACGAUUGUUACUAACAAUUGUAAAUGCUUAAACAACGACAAAUUGUGUGAUCCUGCAUCCCAAUGGUUCAAAGUCAUCAACAGCACAAGUGUAGAAGUUGCAAAAUCAAUCAUUUUAUCAGAUUCUAUGUUGGAUUAUUCAAUGUGAUCUUUUAGAAAAUUCUUGACGAUGAGAAGAUAGAGAUUAUUGAUCAACUUUGAUAAAAAAAAAUACUUAUUUUUAUAUGUUGAGAUUUUAAUGUAAACAGGGCGUGACUAGUAUAUCAUAAGGUGGGUCCUUUGAUCCACCCAAUUUUCCAAC